GCAUCCGCAUAAAUAUCCUUUUUACUAACUUUACUCGUGUACCGAGAUUGUGAUGUGUGGCACAUAUUAUACACACUACGAAACUCCCAGACUUAACCGCUAAGCUUCCAUUUCCAUUUCCUAUAAAAAAAACAACUUCAUAACCAUUUUUGAACACACUCAUUUUUUCUAUCAUCAUGGUGGUUAUUAUGCAAGAACAACAAGAAGCUGUUGAAUUUCACGAUCUACCUGAAGGUUGUAUUGAAAACGUUCUCUCAUUCACAACACCUCGUGAUGUUGCUAGACUCUCUUUGGUUUCAUCAACUUUCAGAUCCGCCGCUCAAUCUGAUUCCGUUUGGGAUAAAUUCUUACCGUCUGAUUAUCGUUCCAUAAUUUCUCAAUGUGAUGAAGAAAUUGAUAAUUCCUUAUAUGUUUUAUCGAAGAAGGAUCUUUAUGUUAAUCUUACUCAGAAACCGAUUCUUAUUGAUGAUGGUAAAAAGAGUUUUCAAUUGGAUAAAGUUGAUGGGAAGAAAUGCUAUAUGUUAUCGGCGAGGAGUUUGUUUAUUGUUUGGGGAGAUACUCCUAGGUAUUGGAAGUGGAUUUCUGUUCCAGAUUCAAGGUUUUCUCAGGUGGCUGAACUGGUGAGUGUGUGUUGGUUUGAAAUCCGGGGCUGGAUCAACACUAGCAUGCUAUCUCCAAACACUUUGUAUGGAGUAUACCUUGUAUUUAAGGCAAGUACUUCUCGUACCUAUGGGUUUGAAUAUCAGCCAUGUGAAGCCUCCAUCCUCAUUGCUGGAGGUGGAGGUGAUCCUGUUGUUGAGAGAAAUGUAUUCUUGGAUGCUGAAAGAGGAAGAAGGUUAAGAUAUCAGAUUGUUCCUCGCCGCCGAACUGGGAUAUUCAGUCGUUAUUUGGAACCGCCCCCGCCACCGCAGGUAGAACAAACUGAAAGUGUGGAUGAUCUCCAGAAGUAUCCAAAGGAGAGAACAGAUGGGUGGUUGGAGAUGGAAUUGGGAGAGUAUUUCAACGAAGGAGGAGAUGAUAAAGAGGUGGAAAUAAGUGUUUGUGAGGUUAAGGGUGGUGGUUGGAAGGGUGGCCUUGUUCUUCAAGGAAUUGAAAUAAAGCCUAAGCCUAAAUCAUGCUGAAUUAACCACUAAACUAAUUGUUGUCAUCUCAAUGAAAAUAUUUCUUUUGGGUUAUGAUCUGUUCCUUUGAAAUGUCAUCCUCAUCUUCAUGUGAGUAUUAGACAGAUUCAUACUUCAUCUUGUAGACAUUACUAUUUAGAGUAUGUAUGUAUCUUCCAUUAUGCAGUCAAAGCGGGACAUUAGCAUCUCUGUUAAGAGGAAUGUCACCCCAAUGAAAGAGAAUUGGGAGUGAUGGUGUUGUUUGUGUCUUUGUUACCUAGUCAUAUUUAAAUUAAUUAUAAAUAAAUUAUAUUGGUAAUAUGAUUUGAUGUUUUAA
Molecule: messenger RNA, 1437 nt
Organism: Trifolium pratense (red clover)
Lineage: Eukaryota; Viridiplantae; Streptophyta; Magnoliopsida; Fabales; Fabaceae
Product: putative F-box protein PP2-B12
Exons: 3
Coding region: 177-1121 (314 amino acids)
Molecular function (GO): protein binding
Source: RefSeq, a predicted model, not a curated record